GGCCCCUUUUACUUUCGUCCGCGACGCACAUACACGAUUGCUAGCCAGAGUCGCUCGUUCAUCCAGCCCAACAUGGGUUCUCUGCGUCCGGACACCUCGCACCCGCCUUCGCGUUCCGUGUCCCCCGUACCCAGCGCUACGUCGCCGGCCCCGGCGACGCUGCCCAGCAACGACGACAUCGAGGCCAUCAUCCAGCUAGCCACCUCCUCGUCUUCGUCCGUCCCCCAGAAGGACACCCGCACGCAGCUCUUCGUCGGCAACCUGCCUUACCGCGUCCGUUGGCAGGACCUCAAGGAUCUCUUCCGCAAAGCAGGCACGGUCCUCCGCGCAGACGUGUCCCUCGGGCCCGACAAUCGGAGCAGGGGCUAUGGCACCGUCCUGCUAGCCUCUGCCGAGGAUGCGGGGCGGGCGAUCGACAUGUUCAACGGCUACAGUUGGCAGACACGCGUGCUGGAGGUCAGGCUGGACAGGCUC
Messenger RNA from Gloeophyllum trabeum ATCC 11539, 474 nucleotides. RefSeq names its product RNA-binding domain-containing protein. The record is from RefSeq and is a predicted model, not a curated record. Gene Ontology annotation, cellular component: cytoplasm; post-mRNA release spliceosomal complex; nucleus. Gene Ontology annotation, biological process: regulation of mRNA stability involved in response to oxidative stress. Gene Ontology annotation, molecular function: mRNA binding. NCBI's taxonomy places the organism in Eukaryota, Fungi, Basidiomycota, Agaricomycetes, Gloeophyllales, Gloeophyllaceae. The annotation marks the transcript as partial. The transcript is spliced from 2 exons.